Messenger RNA from Aspergillus caelatus, 1797 nucleotides. RefSeq names its product FAD-dependent oxidoreductase. The transcript is spliced from 2 exons. NCBI's taxonomy places the organism in Eukaryota, Fungi, Ascomycota, Eurotiomycetes, Eurotiales, Aspergillaceae. Gene Ontology annotation, molecular function: monooxygenase activity; FAD binding. Bases 186 to 1541 code for a protein of 451 amino acids. The record is from RefSeq and is a predicted model, not a curated record.
CCAGUGCAACGAUGUGCAUGCUACAACGAAACAUCAUGAAUCGAACUGCAGGGCAGAUAUCUGCUCCUGUGUGACCUCUCCAACAGAUUUAUCCUCGCUGUGACCCUCUUUUCCUACCACUUUCCGACGACAGUGUGCCUGUCGGCCUCCCCGAGCGAAAAACGAAGCACAAGGGGUUCCCCACAAUGUCGCGCGAUAUUCUCGUCGUCGGUGCGGGCAUUGCUGGUCUCGCCAGUGCUAUUGCCCUUUCCAACGAGCUCGCCCCCGUCAUUCCCGGACUGAAAAUCACGGUGUAUGAUGGCUCACGGGAGCUCACGACGUCAGGCGGCGCCAUCAGUUUGACACCGGUCGCUCAAAGGUACCUCGAUGAGUUAGGGGUCUUAUCCGAGUUGAACCAGAUGAGCGAUCACGCUGGGAUUGAAGUGGACGCCAUUGAUUUGUUUUCCGUGCGUGCCGGCCGCCGUUUGGGGCCCCUCCGAUUUACCGAUGAGAACGGACAUGGUUACGGUGGCUAUAAGGGUCGUCGGGUAUUGCGCAGCGCUUUGUCGGAAGCCAUGCUGGCAGUGGCUCGCAGGCUGCCCAAUGUCUCGGUUCACUACGAUAAAAAGCUAGUCAGAGGAAACACAACGGCGGAGAAUGUCACAUUGCAGUUCGAAGAUGGUUCAACCGCCACAGGGGACUUGGUCUUGGGAUGCGAUGGAGUUCACUCGGCGACACGAACAAAAAUCGUAGAUCCCGGCAACCGAUCCGAGUAUACCGGUAUCUCUUUCAUACAAAGCAUGGCCGACGCCCGGAACUUUACCGCAACGAUGCCCUUUACUCAAACCGCGGUACACCUCGCCCGGCAUAGCUCGCUCCUAACGAGCUACUGCGACCCAAAACACGAGAAGCUCUUUGUGGCGGCUAUCGUUCGCGUGAGCGAACACCUGAUCGAGAAAUACCAGGCGAUGUCGGGAACGGACCUGGCGGCACAGAAGAACAUGAGGAUGUCAAUGCGUUACCUGGUCCGGGCGCAGUUCGGCAUGUCAAGUCUACCGUACAUCCGCGAGAUCAUUGAUCGCACCGAGGAUUGGAUACUAUACCCUGUAUACCAGGUUCGUCAACGAGGAAAAUGGUACACAGAUCGGAUACUGUUACUCGGCGAUGCCGCGCACGCAAUGCCUCCGCGCGAUGAAUCGGCUGCGUAUGCGGUAGAGGAUGCGAUUAUAUUUUCCAAACUCUUGGCGGAGAAUCCCGACUGUCAGCUAAUCACAUUGUUUGAAGAAUACGAAGAGCUUCGACGAGGACUAGUCAACAAGGCAUUUGAUGCGUCACGCAGGCUGUGGCAAAGUGACCUUGACAAGGGCCUCUUUCCUGGCCAAACUCGCGAUCUGAUGUCUCCUGUCCAUCUUCCACCCGACAGCCGUAUUGGAAAGCGUGCCACACAGCCGAUCAACAAGACUAAACUACCCGCUCCGACCCACGAGAGCUUCUCAGAUCUGUCCGUGUACUCGUUGACCAGCGAUCUUGGGCGAACUGUCGACGCGACGAAUGUUGAUUAACGCCGAUCACCAAAAUGGAAGCUUAGCUGCCAUAGGUGUGCAUCUACUUCGCUGCAUCUCCUACAUAUGCAUGGCCUCAAACGGCCCGCUUAUAGCUGAUUUACGGCAUUGUAUUCAAGAGAUUCAUCACAGUGGUCUAGUGGCCAUGCUCCUGGUAAUGCCCAUGGGCUCUUUCCAAACACCUACCGUGUUGCCUCGCCUUAUUUACACGCUUCCUUUAUCUUCCCAUCCUUUUCCAGCCAACUUUUCACAGUUC